Messenger RNA from Diaporthe batatas, 663 nucleotides. RefSeq lists its product as uncharacterized. The record is from RefSeq and is a predicted model, not a curated record. NCBI's taxonomy places the organism in Eukaryota, Fungi, Ascomycota, Sordariomycetes, Diaporthales, Diaporthaceae. The coding region runs from base 1 to 663 and encodes 220 amino acids. The transcript has a single exon.
AUGCUGCAGACCAGUCAAUCCCAAUCCAACAUGUCUCAAACCCUUUCACAAAACGGCGCCGCCAGGAUGAGAUACCCAGAAAUGUCUGCCAAGGACGACAUCAUCCAAGCCCUGAUCGUGGCAGCUGCACAACAGUACGCCCCGAGCGCCUCGUCACCUUUAAACCCAACCUGCUGCGGUGACAAGGGGCUCAGGAGACAGAGCUGCCGUUCUACGAGACUCAGGCCCGUGAGAAGGAAGACCAGCGAGACCCCAACGGAACGGCUCCUGCGCCGCAAGGCUGCCAUUGCUUAUGAGCGUACGACGGCCUGCUCACUACCCCCACCAAAGGACGCGAGCAGCACGGUGAUCUGUACCAAGAUCUGCGAUUCGUCAGCAAAGGGCUCCAGCUUGGCCAUCACCACGGUGGAGACGACUCCGGAAUCAAACACAGAGGCAGCCACCAUGUUCCGGGUGGUCAAGGUCGGCGACGUUCGGCACGGCUGGCUUUCCGACGUGGAGAGGCAGGCGGCGAGUGACUUUUCCCUGCUCCAGCAGAACUCUUCCGCCCGGCACAGGCUGCAGAUAGCCCUGAUCCUGAGCCUCUUGAGCGUUUGCUCAACGUUCCUCACCAUCGUCGGGCUUGAUUCACUAAGAGGGCACUACCUUGCCCGUCAGAUCUGA